Messenger RNA from Dreissena polymorpha, 3381 nucleotides. RefSeq lists its product as uncharacterized. Lineage: Eukaryota; Metazoa; Mollusca; Bivalvia; Myida; Dreissenidae. The record is from RefSeq and is a predicted model, not a curated record. Bases 306 to 1997 code for a protein of 563 amino acids. The transcript has 5 exons. Gene Ontology annotation, molecular function: protein binding.
GUUCAAUACAAUCUGAAUAUCGCUAACUACUUAUGAUCAUUAAACUUUAAACAAACAUUAUGGGCUUAAUAAAGCUUAACUCGUUUAGACUAAUGACCGUUUAAAACACAUUAGUAUUAAAUAAUAAGCAUGCAAACAUUAUCAAACAUUAGAUAUGACCAUGGGAGUAAAUGAGUUGUUUAUACAAUAUCGAAAUAUUCCACAAAGUGAAAGGGAUUAUAUUCUGGAAAAUGUCUCAAAGUCAGAGAAAACGUACGUAUACACAUACAUAGGCUAAGGUGGUUUACGUUCAAUAAUCAAUCGACAUGUCCCGAGCGUCGAAAGAAUUCGACAAGAGCGGGGUUAAUCGACAUAAAGGCCCAGCCUCAGAAACGGCAGGUAAAGUCGUUCAGCAAUUUCUGGAGGCUUUGAAAAAGAACCUGGAACCAGCCAAGGCGGGAGGAGUUCUCGGGAAGACAACAAAAGAUGACGUCAUGAGCUGGGUGGAUGAAAAUGAACUUGACCUCAUGCAUCACGUGAUCAUUCUGAACCGGGGCGAGGCUGUCGAGUACCUUCUGAAGCAAGGAUACUUUCAGGCCCCGUUCGUGCCCCGUAGCAACCUGUACCCGCACCUGGCAUGUCUGCUGGGUCACCGGACGUGCCUGAACAUCAUCCUGCAGUACCGGAAGGACGACAACCGACCCUUCACUAAACUCACAUACAGGCUGGACGGCGCUGAUGCGACAGACGGGACACGAGAAAUGACGCCGCUAGACGUCGCUGCGGAGGCGGGCCAGCUGGCAUGUGUGAAGCAGAUUCUAGACCAGUGCGUCAUCAAGGAACAUCCGGCGUUCGCAAAGUACCCGUAUGUAGCGCUCGCAUGCCUCGCUCAGUCACAGGUUGCCGUCAGCUUUAUAAUCAAGAAGGACAAACCUGGCUUGGAGGAUAUCAAGAAAGCGAUCGAGGUUUCUCUCAAGAAAGCAAGCGCCGAUUGUUUAGACAUUCUGCUCCAAAUGAAGUUUAAAACAGACGACAUGUUUGGAAAAAGGAACUUUUUCCACAUGUUGUUUACGUUCAGCAAUGCAGCAGAUUUCGGAGCUGACGGCUAUCGUCGCUUACAAGAUGUGACGAAAGUAUUGAUACGUCACAAAUAUGACGUCAACAAUGCUUCGCCCCCUAAUACGUAUCCGAUGUACAGUCUUAUCAGGAAUUCGCUGUGCAUUCACGAUUAUACGAACACGAGGCAUUAUUUGUCAGCUCUCCGAAUGCUUCUUGAGGCUGGAGCGAACCCGAACUUUGAUGAAGUUGCGAAUGAAAAGAAACUCAAUGAUAAAGGAAUCAAAUCUGUUCACGAUAGGGUGGCAUACAGCUCCGCCAUGAACUGUUUAUUUGAAACGACGGAGUUUUACUCCGAGUAUCUACAAUCAAACAAUUUGGCAUCCCAGUUCGUGGUCCAUGUCUCGGAGGUUCUAGUUCAUGGUGGGGUAAAGCUCGAGACCCAAUGGAAACUGGGGGAUCAAGACUGCAAACAGAUCGGCACAGUUUUGCACCAGUUGGCGAUGUCGAGCGUCAAACUUGGCGUCAACACGGACACAUUUAAAUAUUUCCUUAGGCAGGGUGCGGAUCCAAACGCCAAGAUGGAGAACGGCAAAUAUGUGAUAAAUACGUUUUUCGAUACGUUGUACAAGAGUUUGAAGGAGCUCAGUCUCAGACAGACGCCAAAAGACCAUACUAAUGACGUCACAACUAUUUUGUCAUUGUCGUUGUUUAUGACUCGCGCAUGCGUAAUUAAUACAUUGAAAAUACUGAAGAAGGAUUAUUCUCGGAAUCCUCCACAUCAUUUCAAGAAGUAUUACGAAAUGGCAGAUGACCAGUUACAGGAAAGGGUCAAUGAAGUAUGGCCCCUAAAACGGAUUUGCAGGGCUCUUAUCUGGGAUCUAUGUCAGAGGGACGCGGUUCGAGUGAAAUCUCUUCCGACUAACAUUGAAUCAAGAACAUAUAUUUUGCCCAGCAUUUAAAAAACAUAGACGAAUUUGUCUUACAGGCCACCGUAUCGGUGUGGCUAUACACCAUUUGUUUGUAUCCUAUGGAAACACACGAUCGUAAUAUUUAUUAAAGCCGGAAUAUUAUUCAAAACAUUAAGACAAGUUACAACCUAUCGGGUAAAAGACAAAAUUUAAAAACAUGUAAAUGAUGAGGAAUUAGUAUUCGUUCUAGAUCGAGCCCUGAGGCGUAAACUAUGUUGGUUUCUGGAUUUCUUACAUUCCCUAAAUCACGUUCAUUUUUAGUUUUGGUUGUUCAUAUAUUCGUCUGAUACUUUGUUGAAACUAUUAGAUGUUGUUGUUGUUAUUGUUUCAAUAUGCGUUUUAUCUUCAAAACAUCAAUUCAAAAACAAUGCUUAUGAAAACUUUGUUUAUGAAAACUAUGUUUGUGGAUCUUUCCAAUUUCUAAUGUAGAUCUAGUUUGAGAUUCUUCACUUAAUAAAUGCGCCUACUCCCUGAUCAGCGGACUGCACAGGCUAAUCUGGGACGACAUUUUACGCACAUGCAUAAAACCCCCUAUUCACAGAGCGAGGCUCAAAUAAAACAUACCUUCCUUCCCGAAUGUGUCCGGUCAUUUAUCUGGACCAAACAUGGUCCAGCCCAAGUGAAGAAUUUAGUAAAACCUGCCUUCCUUCCCGAAUGUGUGUGAUCGUGUAACACAGACCACACAUGGUUCAGCCCUUGUCAAACAUUUAGUAAAACCUACCUUUCUGUCUUCCCGAAUGUGUUCGGUCAUGUAACCUAGACAAAACAUGGUUCAGUCAUGGUUCAGUCUUAGUGAGGAAUUUACUAAAACCUUCCUUCCUUCCUUCCUUCCUUCCUUCCUUCCUUCCUUCCUUCCUUCCUUCCUUCCUUCCUUCCUUCCUUCCUUCCUUCCUUCCUUCCUUCCUUCCUUCCUUCCUUCCUUCCUUCCUUCCUUCCUUCCUUCCUUCCUUCCUUCCUUCCUUCCUUCCUUCCUCCCUCCCUACCUUCUUUCCUUCCCGAAUGUGUCCGGUCAUGUAACCUAGACCCAACAUUGUUCAGCCCUAGCGAAGAACUAAGUAAAACCUUCCUUACUUCCUUCCUAAAUGUGUCUGGUAGUGUAACCUAGACCAAACAUGGUUCAGCCCUAGUGAAGAGUUAAGUAAAACCUAUCUUCCUUCUGUCCGGUCAUGUUAUCUCGACCAAACUCGGUAAUAUAAAAAUGGUUUGUCAUUGUAGCUAAAUGUACAUGAAUGCUAUUCUUAUAUUAAAUUUGAAUGAACAAUAUCUUAGUUGGGGUUGUAUUAUUGGAUACACCAACUUUUUGACACUCCACCAAUAUUGAGCUGAUUUUUUAAUGGGCAAUAUUUGGUUCCAAAGAAUAAAUCCUGUAAAAAUG